CCGGGAUGGUGUGUCUACAUGAAGCCUGACAUUUAACCUCCAGUGACUAAUCAAUAACUCUAAAACCAUGUUACCAAUUGGAUUAACCAGAUGGGGUCCCUUCUGGGAACUUCAGCCUGUGUUACUUCCGACAUCUGUACCGUUAACCAACAAACCUACAGCCUCUGAAACGGUUUAGCCAAUUAGAUCCCUCAUGUCUACAUGAGCAUUGACCUUUAACCUGUGAUGUCAUCUCUGCGGUGCACCAUUAACCAAUACAUGCACAGUCCCUGAAAGCAUUCAGCCAGUUGACUUCCAUGACUGGUUGAACGUCAACCCUUGACGCAACGUCGAUAAUUAACGGGGGGCAUCUCAGUGGCAUCGCUGUACCGUUAACCAGUGAGCGUACAGCCUUUUAAAGUAUUCGGUCUAUUCGAUUCCUGGAUUGGCAGGAUGAUAUGACAUCACUUGUCUUAAAGGGCCAGUUGUGAUUGGGGAAGAGACACAUCUCUGCACUCCUGCGGGUCUUAGAAUGCCAGAUCUGCUGACCAGAGCAACGUGCAGAAGCUUUCGUUCCUGUAACCCAAGAGGAGACGAUCCAUUGACGGGAAUGUGGCCUGUGGCCUGUUCUCCCUUCUCCUUAGAAAGCAGUGAGAUAUUUGGGUGGGAAAAGCAUCAGCAGGACUUUUGGAUCUCUGGGGCUUUUGCUGCAUUGACUAAUCGGGGAGGCAACUAAUCUCCUCACUUCUUGUUGUCAGGAUUCUGUUUGAUCUGAAAUCUUUGAGAGAGAAUAAAUAUGGCCCCUCACUGGUUGUUUUAUGGUUCUAAUAAUUACCCCUUUCAAAGCAAUCUGGAUUUCCUAAUUACUCUAAGAUCAGACUCCAGCCCUGACUCCGUUACAUUCCAAAUUUACCCCAUGUGUCCCCGACUCAGGUGGUGUCACUCUGAAUUCAGUGAGGGCAGAACCUGGCACUGGCUCCAUUGACAUCAGUGGGGUCACUCUGGAUUUAGCUCAGGGUCACUGAGAUCAACAUCCAGCCCUUUUUUUGUUUGUUUUUUUGUAAAGUCAACAAAACAGGCCUUUUCUUUCCUUGCAUCCAGAUGUUUUUUCUUGCUGCUGCUUCCUCUCCUUCAUUCACAGACCCUGACCUCAGUCUCUCAGUCUGUUUGAUUUUGUGUUUGAUAAAGACACAGAAACUCAUUCGCUCACAGCCCACUGUGUGGCUGUAUAUAACACCCAGCGGAAGCCAUCAAGCUGGUCAUGACAUAGAAACAUCUUUGCAUUGGUCAGUUUUAUUCUCUCAAGAAAGGCCACAGGAAAAAAAUAUAAUCUCGGAUUUAGAGUUGGCUGGAGAAAAGGAUUUUUUUUUUUCCCCAUGGAAAAUUUCAACAAAUAUAUUGUACACUCUCAUUGAUUAUUUUCUGUGGAGAAUUUCAAUGUUGUGGCGAAAUCUCAAAAACAAAACAGUUUUGAUUCAAAGCAGGGCCGUGGAGGAGUUGUCAUUCCAGGCCUCAUUCGCUUUGGGCCAGAGUGUAUCUUCUAUGAUGCAUCACUGCUAGGGACUCCUAUAACACUCUGCCCUCAUCCAGAGAGGAGAACGUGAUGCAUCGUGGAAGAUGUAGUUCUUCCAAGGAGCAUGCCCCAUAGAGAAUGUGGUACCUGAAUUACAACUCCCAUGGGGCACCACUUUGCAGUUUUCUGUGGGCCAGGCUCCUGGGCUGAACUGUACCCCUCCUCUUGCUGAGAGGACUGACACCAAUUCACACCAGCUGGGGAUCUGGCCCCAUCAACACCCCCAGAGGAGCGGCCGAUUGACACCAGAUGGGGGUCUGGCCCAAACCCUCACACAUCUAUCACUACGGUCAUCUGUAAGUAACAGAAGCAAAAGGCUCAGCGCGUUGACUAAACACUAACCCUGGGAGAUGCCUUCAAGGUUGUGUGAUGAAGGGAUCUCCUGCCGUUCCCUGUGUCUCCCUUUGCUUCACAGUCAGAUCUGACUCUUCAGAGUCGCUGAGUCUGGAUAGAGGCAUAUUCUGUGUGAGCUGGAGCCUUGAAAGUGAUCUCGGCAUAGUGCAGAUCCUUGCUCGCGUUACCACCAGCUCUGCUGUGCCCCUGUUGAAGACACAAAUCAAGUCACCCAGGCUCCAUCUCCUGCUGCGUCUUUCCAGCCCCGUGAGUGCAUUUAAGGGGCAAGUGGGUAAAAAGAAGACCCCUGGCUGUGUGUUGGGGGAUCCGUGUGUGCUAUUGUCCCAAGCACACACAGCCCCACGCCAGUGUGACUCAGCCCCCAGAGACCCUGCCAACUGGCUACAAGUCGGGAUUGAGAGGCACCGGCAGACUGUGUGUGGAGAAGGGAGCCCAGAGCUGGAAUAGCAGAGGGGCUGCGAGUUGAGAUUCUUGCUGUCCACCUGUCUUUGUGCACAAUGGUCUGUAUGUACGUACAUGUCUGCCUGUCCCCAUGUGCACGUCUGUCUGUCUAGAUCAGUGGUUCUCAACCUUUCCAGACUACUGUAUCCCUUUCAGGGGUCUGAUUUGUCUCGCAUUCCCCAAGUUUCACCUUAAAAACUACUGGCUUACAAAAUCAGACAUCAAAAUACAAAAGUGUCACAGCCGCACUGUUACUGGAAAAUUGCUGAAUUUCUCAUUGUUACCAUAUAAUUCUAAAAGAAAUCAAUUGAAAUAUAAAUAUUGUAGUUACACUCUACACUGAAAUGUAUGGAGCAGUGUAAACAAUAAACUGGAUGAAAUUUUAAGAUUGAACUGACUUUACUGGUAUUUUUUAUGUAGCCUGUUGUAAACCUAUGCAAAUAUCUAGAUGAAUGGAUGCACCCACUGAAGCCCUCGGUGCUGAAAACCACUGGUCUAGAUGAUAGAUAAUCUGGUACUUUUGCAGCUUCCGUUCUUGUAAUAUCUAACGGCUAAAGCACCCCAACCCUCUCCCGUGUUCCACUGGUUUCUACCACAGUCACACGGACCACGUGUCAACGCUGUCUUGAAACGGACAAUGCCACCCAGUUAAACUCAGGCUCCAUUUUAAUGGUCUCACCUUUGCCGGCUGCUGCUGUUGGGUGUCUGGGGAGGCUGCUGGGGAGGAGAGAAGGAGGCCUGGGUUAUUGUUGGAAGAGAUGAAUGGAGGUGUAGGAACUGAACAGAGGACUGGAGAAUGUAGAUCGGAGGCUCCCGUUCCCCCUUGCACCAGGAGGACGGAAGAGAAGUACAUUUUGAACAGCGGAAGAACGGGCAGGUGGAGUGAGCAUGGAAGGAGGAGUAAAUACCUGUGCGUCUGCGCAGCAGGAGGGCGGUAACUAAGAUGAUGAUGCUGACACCUGCCAGAGCAGUCGUGGCUCUGUAGAUGGUCUCGGGGUUCAGCAGCUGCCCCCCAUGGCAAGGGUCCCAGCCAGGGGCAGCAUCACCCUGAGCUGCACCUUCCACAGCCACAACCGGACCAGGACACAAGUCACCUGGGCCAGGGGCUCCUGGGAGGCCGUCGUGCUGGACCCCGCCCACCCCUUCUACCAGGGGCGGCUGGCCCAGAGCCAGCGGGACCAGCAGGGCCGGGCAGAGGCCACAGUGACCCUGUCGGAGCUGAUGGAGAGGGACUCAGAUCUCUACCACUGCUACAUCACGUACCCGCAGGGCGAGCAGGCGAAGGGCACCGGGACCACCCUGACUGUGUUAGGCAGAGCUGUUGCAGAAAUUCCAGCCGGCUGCAAGAGAGCGCUGGUCCCAAAUCUCAGAGCAUCUGGCCAGAAACCGGCUGGUCUGAGAAUUUCUCAGGAGCCCAGGUCCCUCCGCGCCACAGCUGGGGAGAACGUGACCCUAAGCUGCACCUUCCAGAACAGAAACGGCAGCAGAGCCAAGAUCAUUUGGCUCAGGGGAUCCGGAGAGGAUUUGGAGCUGGAUUCUAACCAUCCCUUCUACCGCGGGCGGCUCCAUGUGUCCAGGAUGGAUGAGCACAGACAGGGGAAGGCGACGCUGACCCUGGCUGAGCUGCAGGAGCGGGACUCUGGCCUCUAUCAGUGCUGCAUCGAACUCGACCGUGGGGAGACAGGGAUGGGAGGAGGCACCGAGCUGAGAGUGAUGGGGAGACACCAGAGUGCGACCGGGGGACGUGAGCUCUGUCGGGACUCGGGGCCCCUCUUUUACCGAGCCGUCAUCUCCCUGGCGCUCGUCGUUCUCUUCUCCCUGGGAAUCGUCCUCAGCCUGCGGCCUUGGAAAGGCGUCCCCGUGGAUCCUAUGGUGGGUGCUGGCUCCAAGGUGCCCCCGGCACCAGGACAGGUGUCUCUGAUUUAGCUGCUCAGGGGGCCGGUCACUGGCAGGAUUUUCCCAGCUCUGGUUCAGAAGCUGUCAGACUUCGCUGGACUCUGAGCCACCGCCCGGGGCUUCUCUGCUCUCCUCUGCUUCUGUCUGUGGGUCUGGCCGGUACAGCUUGGGUAUGAGAAGAACAGUAAAGAAAAGGAAAUAUUUCUCCAGAGUCAUUCCUCAGGGGACGAUAUUUUUCCAUUUAGAAAUCAACAUUGAAAACUGUAACAGAGUCAGCCACCAGAAAACCCGAAUUCGAGAGAAAACCUACCUGGUUUGUACAGGACAAAACUGUCUGGAGCAGGCUUGAUUGGUUAGAAGGAAUUUGCCGCUUGAAAGAGAGACAUGUUGCAAAAAAUAAAUAUAUUUCAAUGUGUG
Messenger RNA from Gopherus flavomarginatus (Mexican gopher tortoise), 4660 nucleotides. RefSeq names its product junctional adhesion molecule A-like. Bases 3362 to 4273 code for a protein of 303 amino acids. The transcript has 6 exons. NCBI's taxonomy places the organism in Eukaryota, Metazoa, Chordata, Testudines, Testudinidae. The record is from RefSeq and is a predicted model, not a curated record. Gene Ontology annotation, biological process: immune response-activating cell surface receptor signaling pathway; positive regulation of natural killer cell mediated cytotoxicity.